UUUUUGGAAAGCACAGAUACGAUUGUCCUUUCACGGCUGGGGCAUCUAAACAUACUUUAUUACACCAUUGUCAAACUGACGUUUCUGCUUGCGAUAGCUGACUUGAAGGGCCCAGGCGGUGGCGAGCCCAUAACGCCAGCAAUUUCGCAUGUCGAGGCAUCUUUUCCUUGGUAUCUACUUUGUUUGUGCUUGAACUCUUUUGCAGCGGGCUUUGAAACUCCCGGUUCCCGUACGGCCGAGAGGAGGCCGCUCCCCGAGGACUGGGCGAUGCGCGGGCUUGUGUGGGCAGAGAUGGCUUUCCCGGACAACUAUGUCACCGUCAAUGAAAGCAUGGGGGAGGGUGAGAAGACGUUUGAGACGCCGUCGAUGGGAAAGCAGCGUCGUGAGAGGUGUCUGUGGCUUGUGUACCAGAUCGCCCAGAUUGGGACGUCGGGAGAUGCCGACAACAAGGGCACAGAGGGUCGUUGGAUCACGUACGAUCCCGACAGAAAGAAGUUUCGUCCGGCCGCCAAGUUCGUGUCAGACGUUAAAAUACGGCCUCCAGUUGCCAAGGCGACGUUUCUGGAUGAUGAGGACGUCCUCCCAGAGGCGGAGCUCGCGAGCAUCAGAUCGGGGCCAGAAAGUACACUUGGAGCAGUUUCAGUGCAAGAGAAAAAGAGCGACAAGCCGAUCAUUGUUCAUUCUUCCGACAAAAUUCAAGAUAGCAAUAGUUAG
This is a messenger RNA of Pyricularia pennisetigena, 714 nucleotides long. RefSeq lists its product as uncharacterized. The record is from RefSeq and is a predicted model, not a curated record. NCBI's taxonomy places the organism in Eukaryota, Fungi, Ascomycota, Sordariomycetes, Magnaporthales, Pyriculariaceae. The transcript has 2 exons. Gene Ontology annotation, molecular function: protein binding. The annotation marks the transcript as partial.